UUUGUCCCUUUGUCCCCUUUGUAAACCUGCACUAUCGCUUUCUUUGUACUCUCACACACAUGGAGGAGAGACAUGUCCUUUCACUUUUCCAUGAUGCAAAGCCCUCGUCUUAAAGCUCAAUUAGUUUUUUUUCUGAGUCUCCAUGCUUUUUUUAUUUGUUGCCUUGAAGGGUAUACUGAGAAUUCCAAAGCCAAAUAUAAAAAUGUAAACAAACAAUUGUGUUUUGCGAUCGAUUGGGUGAGAACAAAAAAGGCAAAAAAUAAGGCAAAAAAGAGUGGGGGGGAAGGCUCGGUCUUAUUUUUUCCAAUUGAUCGUUUCCAUGCAUUCGCUUCUGCAUAUGUUCAAAAUAAACAAAGAAACAGGAACUGCAGCAUCUUUCGAUAAUUUAUACAGCACCACCUCAUUGUCACUACAAGGCCUCCAUUUUUUCGAUGGUUACUUUAAAAUACUUAUGGCUUGUUUACUUUUAUACAUCCAAGUUUC
Kickxella alabastrina is the source of this 483-nucleotide messenger RNA. RefSeq lists its product as uncharacterized. The transcript has a single exon. Bases 73 to 384 code for a protein of 103 amino acids. NCBI's taxonomy places the organism in Eukaryota, Fungi, Kickxellomycota, Kickxellomycetes, Kickxellales, Kickxellaceae. The record is from RefSeq and is a predicted model, not a curated record.